AAUAAUUAUUGUGAAAAUUAAUCAAAAAAACAAAAAUCAAAAGUAUUUAUUUAUUUAGGCUAUAAAAGAAUUAAAGUUGAAAAAGAUAUUAAAAAGCAAAUGAUCUAAAAGCCAUUUUAAAUAUAAUUCAUUGGCCACGAAGUAAAACAAGGGGUUGUGUAUUACAAAAUAUAAAUAUACGACACAAAGGAUGGCUCUCAGUGGCCUAUGUCUAAGAGAUAUUCUGCUAUGAGGGAGAUUCAUAAAUUAUUAAAAGAAGAAUUUCCUGAAAAGAUACCAGAGUUUCCACCCAAAAAAUGGUUUGGCAACAUGGAUGAAAAGUUUAUUAAUUAAAGAGAAAAAUCUUUGGCAAACUACUUUAGCAACUGCCUGAAAUAAAUUAGCAUCGAUUAGUCAAAAGUACUUAGAGACUUCAUCUUAAAAAAUAAAACAUCUGGUCCAAUCAUGGUAGAUCCUCCUAAUCCUAAGGAAGAUUAAAUAAGACCUGUUGUUGUAUAGCCACCAAAGCCAUCUGUUGAUCCUGUUCAAGAGUAAAAGUAAAAAUUAGAAAAAAUAGUGCAAUAAGUACCUUUUAUUGAUUUUGUACCUUUUUUCAACCCUGAGUAGAACAACUAAGGUCGCCAUCAAUAUAAUUAAUUAACUUUCUAGAGCAAAUCUAAACUUUUAUCAAGCAUCUAGCUUCCCUUAUCAACAACUGAUUUUUCUGAAUAAGCUAAAUAAGCUCAACCAGUCAAUGUCUAAUUUGGUAAAAAGAUAGACUCCUUGGCAGAAAAAUUAAAUAAAACACUUAAUAGCCAUUUAACUAACAUUCGUUGUGAUUUUGUUGGCAAGCCUAGCUCAUCUUGA
This is a messenger RNA of Tetrahymena thermophila SB210, 846 nucleotides long. RefSeq names its product PX domain protein. The record is from RefSeq and is a predicted model, not a curated record. Gene Ontology annotation, molecular function: phosphatidylinositol binding. Gene Ontology annotation, cellular component: intracellular membrane-bounded organelle. Lineage: Eukaryota; Ciliophora; Oligohymenophorea; Hymenostomatida; Tetrahymenidae. The transcript has a single exon.